UUUUUUUUUUUUACAAUAUUUGGUUUUGACAUGGCUCUGGUUUUGUCUAGUAAAUGGGAGAUUGUUUAAGUUAAAACAACAACAAAAGUUAGUUAUACUGUCGUAUGUAUACGCGCCCAUUAUGUAAGAAUAACUUGUAAGCUAACUUUAAUUGUAAGGCGAAUAUAUUUUGUUUGUAGCUUGUGGUCGUAGUGCAGCAUUGGCCUGAACCAGUGUAUGGACUAAACCAGUGUAUGGACUGUCGCAUGAACGUUACUGGUGUCUCUUCCGCAUCUGCGAUGGACAGUAAACCAGUUCCCGCGAGGCUCCUGCACGCUUCUCCCCCGUACGGACACAUCAUCACCCAUGAGAAGUGGAGAGCAUCGGCUCUGCUGCAGAGCUUUAAAGGCAGUGUGAAGGUAAUCUUUGAGGAGGAGCUUGGUGUUGUGGACUUCUGUCUCGCUGAUAAGACCUGUGUCCUCUAUGUAUCGGAAAGUGAUCUGGUGGCAGGAAACAGCUACAGGAGGAAGAUCGUCCGGUUCAGAAAUGCGAACAGCGGUCUCCAGGCUGUGGUGAUCGUGGAAAAGACCCGUCUGAGCGAGCAGCACUUCAGCGAGCUGCAGAAGUUUGUGGUGUUGGAGCUGGGUCUGAUUCUCCUGCCCGUGUCCACUGUUUCUGAAGCUGCUCAGCUCAUCACGCAGCUGGUUCUCGGGGAGAACAAGGAGAACCCGUUCCGCAGGAAAAGUGCGUCCAGGCUGCUGGAGCCGGUGGUGUUGAGUCUGGUUCAGCAGAUUCCCGGAGUUGGAAAGGUGAAGGCCAUGUUGCUCCUUCAGAAGUUUCCCAGCAUCCAUCAGCUCAGCGAGGCUUCAGUCCAUGAACUAGAGCCCAUAGUGGGCCAGGCCACAGCCCAGCAGAUCACAGCCUUCUUCCACAACCAGUUCACAUAGAAAUGCAGGCUUCUCGAGCUGCUGUUCGGAAGUAACAUUAUUGGCUCAGGAAUCUUCAUCUCUCCUAAAGGUGUUCUGGAGCAUUCCGGAUCCGUUGGGUUGGCGCUGGUGGUGUGGG
Messenger RNA from Pimephales promelas (fathead minnow), 1044 nucleotides. It is a transcript of the gene faap24, whose product is annotated as FA core complex associated protein 24. The record is from RefSeq and is a predicted model, not a curated record. NCBI's taxonomy places the organism in Eukaryota, Metazoa, Chordata, Actinopteri, Cypriniformes, Leuciscidae. Gene Ontology annotation, biological process: interstrand cross-link repair. Gene Ontology annotation, molecular function: chromatin binding. Gene Ontology annotation, cellular component: Fanconi anaemia nuclear complex.